Molecule: messenger RNA, 612 nt
Organism: Chaetomium strumarium
Lineage: Eukaryota; Fungi; Ascomycota; Sordariomycetes; Sordariales; Chaetomiaceae
Product: flavoprotein-like protein
Exons: 1
Coding region: 1-612 (203 amino acids)
Cellular component (GO): cytosol
Molecular function (GO): FMN binding; oxidoreductase activity
Source: RefSeq, a predicted model, not a curated record
AUGGCUCAAAAAGCCAUUGGCGUUAUUGUCUGCAGUACCCGGCCCAACCGCAUCAACCCGUCGGUGGCCAAGUAUGUUCUGGACAUCAUGGAGACCGUCCCCCAAGCGGCGGACGGAACGGUCAGGUUGGAACUCAUCGACCUUGCGGACCAGCAUCUACCGCUCUACGAUGAGCCCGCCGUACCAGGCCACCUUCCUGCCGGGGACCCAACGCCGCACUAUGUGCACGCUCAUUCGCGAGACUGGUCGACGACAGUGCGCCGCUUCGAUGCCUUUGUCUUCGUCACGCCACAGUACAACUGGUCGGUCCCCGCAAGCCUCAAGAACGCGCUCGACUACCUGUUCCACGAGUGGAAGGGCAAGCCGGCAGGCAUCGUCACCUACGGCCACCGUGGCGGCGAGAAAGCCGCGGCGCACCUCGUCACCAUCCUCGCGGGUCUGCGCAUGGGCGGCGUAGUCGAGCCGAAGGUAGCGCUGCGCAUAGUGAAGGCCGAAACGGACCCGGGUGCCGUCGGGUCGGCUGCUCGAGCGUUGUGGCUGGAAGAUGGUGCUGACAGGACUAUCAGGGCCAUGGCUGAGCAGCUGUCGCAACGCUGCCUGGCAGAGGAGUAG